UUCUCAUCUCCUUCGGAGCAGCUGGCAGUUUCUCUUCAGACUUGAUACAGCCUCUUGUUCUCCUAAAACAUCUGCAACAAUGGCAAAAUCUGGCCAGCUGGUGGCAGUGUUGAGCCUGUGUCUGCUGGCUGCUGUGGUGAACGCUCAGGACAACACACCUCCACCUCCUCCUAGUAUCGGAAAUCAGAUCUGCACAUUCUACACUCAGGGUGGGACCCUCCUUCUGGACGGGCCGAAGGUCUUUGAAAUGAUGCUGAUCGAGUUUGGAAGGGCAAUCCAGACCUUGACUCCAAUGGUGACUCAGCAAUGGAUAGACGAAGUAGAUGAUGAUCAUGACAAACGUCUCAACAUGGCAGAGUGUGCCAAACUCGUCCAGAGAGUCUCUGAUUCCAUUCAGAGGCCUCCUCCACAAUAAAGAAGACAUAUCGACUGGAUGAAGUUGCUUAUACAUGUACGGAAGUAUAUGUCAUAAAAAAAAAAAAAUGUCUCACAAACGCUUAUUUAGUAUGUAGGUCAAUAGUUUAAUCUCAUGUAGGCUAAUCUUUGACACACACUGCGAUGUAUCAUUAAAAUUUAAAUAAAGCAAUGAAUUGUUUGAUGAAUUACUUUAAAACCAGGAGUUAUCUUGUAAAAGUAUCUUUGGAAAAUGAAGAAAUAAAACUUGGUCAAAAACACA
Ctenopharyngodon idella (grass carp) is the source of this 676-nucleotide messenger RNA. RefSeq lists its product as uncharacterized. The record is from RefSeq and is a predicted model, not a curated record. Bases 80 to 415 code for a protein of 111 amino acids. The transcript is spliced from 4 exons. Lineage: Eukaryota; Metazoa; Chordata; Actinopteri; Cypriniformes; Xenocyprididae.